AUGGACGAUAUAAAAUAUAUUAAUAAAUUAAAAGAUAUUAACACAUUUGGAACAAACAUGUUAUCAAAAGAUUUGGAUAGAAUAAUCUUAAGCAAACACUUGGAAGAAGAGUACGAUCAAAACGAAUUAUCGUAUUACACGACUAGAAAACUCACUUUGGAUUCUAAUGGAAAACCAUUAAUUGAUGUAGAAAACAAAAGCAUCGAAGAAAUCUGGACAAAUUAUAAGAACCUUAGUAUUAAACGAUUAUUGGCACUAACAAUCUAUGAUUUCAAUCAAUUACUCGCCUCCUUUCUAAAGUAUUUGCCUCAAAAUCCUGAUCUUUACACAAAAAUAAAUUCUAUAAUUUAUGAAAUGGAGGAACUACCAAAUGUUGAAUUGGAUGUGUCAACUUACAAUAUCUUGAUGACAUCUUGUGUGAGGAUAGGUGACUUGACUACUCUGUAUGAAUAUUUUCAAGCUUUUUUCAAUGAUGAUGUCAAGCCAAAUACCAUAAGCUACAAUAUUCUAAUAUCUGGGUAUAUUAACACGGAACAAAAAAGUAAUCGUAGUUUAUUUUUACGCAGUGCAUUUUAUUUUUUUGAUAAUAUGGUGAGUCAAGGUGUCGAGAGGAACAACAAAACGUACACGCUACUAAUCAAAGCAUGCGGUGAAAUGUAUGACUAUCCAAAGGCUUUAGGUUUGUUUAACAAGUUGAUAGAAGAUGGAAUAGAACCUGAUACUAUAGUGUGCAAUGCAUUAUUAUCGGUUAUUUCAAAAACUCAUAGAGAUCCUUCAAAGGCAAUUGAGUUAUUUAAUGAAAUGAAAUCCAGAAAACUACAACCAACAAUCAUAACAUAUAAUAUUAUUAUAGGAUUUAUGAAAAAAAUAGGAGAGGAACAAUUGGCACUGGAAUAUUUUGAGCUGAUGAAAAAAGAUGGUAUUCUACCUGAUGCCAAGAUACUAGAAUCUAUUGGUAUUGUAGGUAUAAAGGCGAUUAGAAUGUUGCGAGAUGAAUUCAAUACAAUGCCAAAGUUGAUUGAUUAUAAUUUAAUGUUGUAUUCCGAAUUGCAAGAAUCAGAUUAUGAAGAUGCAUUAGAGGUUUAUAGACACAUGCAAAAGCACAACGUAAAGCCUAAUUUGACAACUUAUGCAAUAAUAAUAGAUGAUCAUGUAAAAGGUGAGAAACCUGAUAAUGCGUUAGACAUAUUCAAUGUUAUGUUAAAAGAGAACUUGAAAAUAGAUUUUGGAAUUUAUAAAGCAUUAAUAAAUGCAUAUUUGAACAAUCGUGAUUUGGAUAAGGUUUUUUACUUGAUAGAUUUGUUGAAAAAAAAAUCAAAUAUAAGAUUGACGCUUGGAUCGCUUGAAUCAAUAUUGAAAACAGCAGCCAGGCUACCAGAUCCAUCGAUUAUUGAAAAGGUUUUUAAAUAUUUAAAAGAAUCAAAAAUAAUAGCAGAAAAUCAGAACCAUAGAAAUUUAUAUAAUAUUUUAUUAAAUAAAUUAGCAAGUUCGUCAUCAAUAGAAAUCUUAGAAAAUUAUUUGGAUGAAAUGGAAAAUGACAAGAUACCUAUAGUAUAUCCAACAUUUUCCAGUAUAAUUAAAGGAUGUGGUUUAGCAAAAAAAUUUAACGAAAUGGAAUGUUGGUAUCAAAGAAUGAUUUUAAAAUACAAGUUAAAGCCAAACUCUCAAAUAUUAUCAGUAAUAAUAAAUACUUUUAUAGAUGAUAAUAAUUUAAAUUUAAGUAUAGUAUAUUUUAGAGAAUUUUUCAAGUAUGAUGUUAGAAUUAAUGAAGAUGAUGUGAUCAGACUGUUAAAUCUAUUUAGAAAAUUUGGUUCAAACACACGACGCAAUAUAGUGUUAAAUAUAUUAGAACAGAAUGGAUAUGAAGAUUAUAUAACCAAUUAUAACAAUAGAGUACAAUUGAUCAAAAAUAAGCUAGAGACAUUUAGAUGGUUAGAGGAUCAUAAAAAAGGUAGGUUGAUGGUUGAAAGAAUCAUACAUCAAAAAAAUGCUGUUUUUAGGCAUAAUAAUGCUUUAAGAAAAUUAGAGGGCAAUGCAGCUAAUAGACUAAGACUUUGGCAACCUUUUAACUAUUAG
Messenger RNA from Entrophospora sp. SA101, 2076 nucleotides. NCBI's taxonomy places the organism in Eukaryota, Fungi, Glomeromycota, Glomeromycetes, Entrophosporales, Entrophosporaceae. The record is from the annotation of a GenBank genome assembly.